Messenger RNA from Conger conger (European conger), 2568 nucleotides. RefSeq names its product ORC ubiquitin ligase 1 (gene obi1). NCBI's taxonomy places the organism in Eukaryota, Metazoa, Chordata, Actinopteri, Anguilliformes, Congridae. Gene Ontology annotation, biological process: protein monoubiquitination; regulation of DNA replication. Bases 82 to 1992 code for a protein of 636 amino acids. The record is from RefSeq and is a predicted model, not a curated record. Gene Ontology annotation, molecular function: ubiquitin-protein transferase activity. The transcript is spliced from 6 exons.
UCAAACAGAAGGAGGCGUUUUCUGAUUAACGUUUUUGGAGGGGAAGCUUGCCCGCGCUAGCAGUAGGCAGAAAGGCGAACAAUGGCUCAGAACAUCCAGAACGUUACUCUUUCUCUCACUUUACCAAUAUCUUGCCAGAUUUGUCUGGGAAAGGUCCGAGAGCCUGUCAUUUGUGGCAACUACCAUGUGUUCUGUUCCGCUUGUAUCGACGUUUGGUUAAAGAAGGCGAGUCAGUGCCCAACAUGUAGGGCACCCAUCACUGCUGAAACCCCGUGCAGAAAGAUCAUAGGUGCUACAAAUGAGAGUGAAUGUAACGAAAGUCUGUCGAUUAAACGAUACUUGCGGAAAACCAGAGCUGAGCUGCUUCUGCGCGAAUAUGAGGAUGAAAUCGAGGGGCUCCAAAGAGAAAACGAAGAACUAAUGAGCAAAAACUCCAGCAUGGAGGGCCAGCUCGAGGCACUCCUCCACCCGUCUACCCUGUGUGCCUCCCCGAAAACCCAGGAGUCGGGUCAGAAUGGGGAGGAAAGGACAAUUGAUCCUCACAUACUGGAGGAAUGGAGCAAUAAGCUACGGGCAGCCACUGAUAUAAGCGAAAAAGUAAAACAGGAUAUGGAGAAAUUGAAAGAGGCAAAUAAGACUCUGCGUUCGCAAAACAUCGAUCUGGUACGAGACAACCUGCGCUUGAAGGCGGAGGUGGAAAACAGGUCUCCCCAAAAGUUUGGUAGGUACACUGUAGCAGCCCUGGAGGCCAAGAGCAGCCAGUAUGAGCGAGACCUGCUCCACCUGCGGAGGGCGCUAGAGCGCAGCGACAAAUACAUCGAAGAGCUGGAGGCCCAGCUGUCCGACAGCGAGGGCAAGUCGGGUGCCGCAGAAGCUUCCGGAAGCCUGCACGAGGCUGCUUUAGCGGGUGCCGCAGACGGCACGUGCCUGACCAACGAUGGAGUAACCGGUGGCAAAUGCGACGACAGCAAGGAGCGAAGGAGGAUCGUCACCAUGAGGAGGAGUCUCAGUGCGAUGGAGGGGGCUUCUGUCCGGACGGACCUCGACCUCCGGCCCGUCGAGUUCUCGGGCGCCUGCAGGUUCCUCCUCACCACGUCCUCCGAUCCCGCCGUCUCCGGCACGCUCAGUCCAGACGGGCGGUUGGGUGGAGAUUCAACGCCGGAAAAGGUCCAGCGGGAUUCUGCCCCGCAGUGCCGCAUCCCUUCUACACCCUCGUCCUCUUUCAGCUGCCUGAGUUUGGGCAGUCCAGGAGCCAGAGGCUCCAAGAGGUCGGGGUUCAGGCCUUUAUCCUACCUGCGGAGGCUCAGCUUUGAAGACUGUAGCGGCAGCAGCGGGAACAGGAUCGCAGACGUCCCCGGUGCAGGAAGUGGCCCGUCCAUGGAGCCAGGCAAGCCGGGGUACUGGGGGGUGCGACUCUGCAAAAUGAAGUCGGAGAGCCGGACGUCGUCGGCGCAGACCGAAGAGCGACCGCAAGACCACAGCCGGGGCGGAGAGCGGGCGCCGGGCGGGGAGUCCGGGGCGGAGGCAGACCCUGACAGCAGUCACUGCGGGAUGUCCAGCGAGGACUCCAUGAACGCGGCGUACCUGGACAAGGUCUCGGAGCUGGACAGCAUGAUGUCAGAAAGUGAGAACGGUAAGGGUUCCUGUUCCCCUGCCACGUCGGCCGAGCCCUCGGGGCUCAGCUCUUCUCCGGCGCCCGGGCUAGGUGGUGAAGAACGUGCCGGAAGCUCAUCCACAGGGUCAGAAGCUAAGGCAACGCGGGAAAGUGCAGAGGAAAUUACCUUCGACUCGCCGUUCCACUCCCACGAACUCCUCGGAAGGGAUUCCGGGCCCUCUGCUUUUACCGCAGUGUCUGAUGUGGGCUUUGAGUCCUUAGAACCUGAAAUCGCCCAGGACACAGAAAGAAAAACAGACUCAAUUCAGCGGCCAAAGAGAAAAAGUCAAAGCGGCUUCAACUUUGCAAGUCCCUCAAAAAUGUCUAAGUUUGAGUGAUAACAACCUUUUUCUGGUCCAUGCAUUUGCCAGUUAGCAAAGUUAUUUUUGGUGUAAUAACACCUUUUAGAAGUGUACGAUUUCUGUAAUGUCCAAAUUGACAGAAAAUAUAUAAUUUAGUUGUACCAUUAAUAAUUAUCUUUAGUAAAUUAAUAUCUGUAGUUUAAAGAUCCUGUUCACUUCUGUUUUUCUGGUUUUGAUUACAUUUGGUCAGCUUUAAUGAAUGAAUGAAUUUGUACAUUUGUCUUGAUUUGUAAUCUACCAUCUACUGAAUUGCAUUUUACCCCUAGAUGAAAAGGCUCGGUCAGAUUUUAAUAAGAUGCCAUACUACGAUGCACAUUUUUACAUCCUGUAAAAUAAAUGAAUGCAAAUAAGUCAAUAAUUUGUUUAGACAUUUUUGCUACAGUGUAUUAAAUCCUAAUGAAAAUGAUAGUGGAGGGUGAGGUUUCACCCAGACCUAUGGAAGUUUUGGUAAUCUGUUGCUUCAACAUGUUCAUAUCAUAUAACUGGUGUACAUUGUCAUACAAUGUCACAGUUGACAAAUUAAAGUCAAUAAAAGAUGUGUAUUUUCAUACA